UGUCCAUUGUUUUGUUUUUGAAAUUCUUAUGAGUUUCGGGGCAAUUUCAUUGCCAAAUGUGUCACCCACCCAACUGACGUCAAAUGAUUCGUCGGUCAUCUUCGCGACAAACAGUAUUCCAGAGUGAAGGAGGCUGUGUUUUUGGACUGUGUGAGCUGAGGGAGAGGUGUGGUCCUGAACCCCUAUCUGUGGGCUGUUGGCUAGCUGGCUAGAGAAGUGUUGGCACUAUGGAGCUGGCUCACAGCCUGCUGCUGAACGAAGAAGCCCUAGCCCAGAUCACUGAGGCUAAGAGACCAGUCUUUAUCUUUGAAUGGCUCCGCUUCCUGGACAAGGUGCUUGUGGCCGCAAACAAGGUGGAUGUGAAGGAGAAGCAGAAGAAGUUGGUAGAACAGCUGACAGGGUUGAUCAGCUCCGCCCCCGGCCCCCCUACCAGGAAGUUACUCGCUAAGAACCUAGCUACCCUAUACAGCAUAGGAGAUACCUUCACCGUCUUCCAGACACUCGACAAAUGCAACGACAUCAUUAAGAGCAAGGAUGACACUUCUGCUUACCUGCCCACCAAACUAGCUGCAGUGGCCUGUGUCGGGGCCUUCUAUGAGAGAAUGGGCCGGAUGUUGGGGAGCUCCUUCCCUGACACCAUCAACAACAUGCUGAAGGCACUGAAGAGUGCAGAGUCUCAGGGUCGCAGUGAGAUUCUCCUCAGUCUCCAGAAGGUGUUAAAUGGUCUGGGAGGAGCAGCAGCUUCUUGCCACAGAGACAUCUAUAAGAACGCCCGCUCCCUCCUGACUGACCGCUCCAUGGCUGUUCGCUGUGCCGUGGCUAAGUGUCUGCUGGAGCUACAGAAUGAAGCUGUGUUCAUGUGGACCACGGAACUGGAGAACGUAGCUACUUUGUGCUUCAAGGCCCUGGAGGGCUCUAACUAUGGUGUGAGAGUAGCUGUUUCUAAACUGUUGGGGACUGUCAUGGCCACCGCCCUGAUACCCAAGCAAGCUGCAGUCAUGCGUCAGAAUGUGAAGCGAGCCACGCUGGAGGAGGUGCUGGAACUAAUGGCCACCGGGUUCCUGAGAGGAGGGUCUGGCUUCCUGAAGAGCGGAGGGGAGAUGCUAAAGGGGGGAGGUUCGGUCAGCAGGGAGGUGCGAGUAGGAGUGACGCAGGCGUAUGUAGUGUUCGUCACCACGCUGGGUGGCCAGUGGCUGGAGCGAAACUUUGCCACCUUCCUGUCUCAUGUCCUGGACCUGGUCGGACACCCACGGGCCACGCAGACACACGUGGAGGCGGUGUACUCCCGUCGCUGUGUGUCCUUCAUGCUGCGCUCCACCCUGGGGGGCCUGCUGGGGGAGAAGGCCCAGAUGGCUGCUGGGAAAGACAUCUGCCUGGCCCUCAGUAAACAGAUGAGGGCUGUGGGUAAGGAGAUAGAUGGGGGGGAAAUAUCACGGUUCAGAGCGUUGCAGACUCUUUCUUCUGCCCGGAGGCACAGUUCUGCUGAGGCAGUUGUGAAUGAUACCAGCGGUGAGAACAAAGCGGGGACGGCUGAUGUCUCAGCCACUCAGCAUGUGAUGGUCUGUGCCCUGAAAGAGUUGGGCAGCCUGGUUCAGAGCCUCAGUGCUACAGCUUCACCCCUCAUACAGGAGCCGUCCAUUGGCCUGUUAGAGACGGUCUCCUCUGUGCUGCUCCACCCCAGCAUGGCAGCCCGUCUGGCGGCAGCCUGGUGUUUACGCUGCGUUGCCGUGGCACUGCCCUAUCAGCUGACUCCGCUGCUGGAGCGCUGUGCAGAGCGCAUUAACAACCUGAAGAGCAGUCCAGAGGCAGUCAGUGGGUACAGCUUUGCCAUGGCUGCUCUGCUGGGGGGCGUCCACCAGUGCCCCCUGGGGGUACCCCAGUCCAAGGGAAAGCUGGUUGUGAGUAUCGCCGAGGACCUGCUUCGUACUGCAGCCCAGAACAGCCGUCUGUCUCUACAAAGAACUCAGGCAGGGUGGCUUCUGCUGGGGGCUCUGAUGACCUUGGGACCCUCUCUGGUCCGCUACCACCUGCCCAAGAUGCUGCUGCUGUGGAGGAACGUGUUCCCGCGCUCCCAGAAGGAGAUGGAGGCAGAGAAGGCUAGGGGUGACAGCUUCACCUGGCAGGUCACCCUGGAGGGCCGUGCUGGAGCCCUGUGUGCCAUGCGUAGCUUCGUGGCCCACUGUCCUGAACUGCUGACAGAGGACGUAAUCCGCAGACUGAUGACGCCUAUAGAAUGUGCCAUGACCAUGAUGUCCCAUGUCCCCUCGAUCAUCAAGGUUCAUGGUUCCCACCUGAAGGCCAGUGCUGCAAUGGUCCGACUACGCCUGUACGACAUCCUGGCCUUGUUACCUCCCAAGACAUACGAAGGUAGUUUCAAUGCCCUGCUGAGGGAGCUGGUAACGGAGUUCACUCUGACAGACAACUCCGCCAACACCACCACCUCGCUGCUACGCUCCCUCUGUCACUAUGACGACAGUGUUCUCAUGGGCUCCUGGCUGCAGGAGACGGACCAUAAGUCCAUUGAGGACCAGUUGCAGCCCAACAGUGCUUCCGGCAGCGGGGCUUUAGAACACGACCCCUCCUCCAUCUACCUGAGAGUACCUGUGGGCGAGGCCAUGCCUGGACCCCUCCCCCUCGGCGUGUCCGUCAUUGAUGCCUCCGUGGCUCUGUUCGGAGUGGUGUUCCCUCACGUGUCCUUUAAACACAGACUACAGAUGCUGGACCACUUUGCCGAGUGUAUCAAACAGGCCAAGGGAGUCAGACAGCAGGCUGUCCAGCUCAACAUCUUCACAGCUGUACUGAGCGCGCUCAAGGGUCUGGCGGAGAACAAGUCCACUCUGGGUCCUGAAGAGGUGCGUAAGUCUGCCCUGGCCCUGGUGAUGGGGGCGCUGGACAACCCCAACCCCAUCCUCCGCUGUGCUGCUGGCGAGGCCCUGGGGCGGAUGGCUCAGGUGGUGGGAGAGGCCACCUUCAUCGCACGCAUGGCCCAGUACAGCUUCGACAAACUGAAGUCCGCUCGUGACGUGGUCUCCAGGACAGGCCACUCCCUGGCCCUGGGCUGUCUGCAUCGAUACGUCGGGGGGAUUGGCUCAGGGCAGCACCUCAAGACCAGUGUCAGCAUCCUAUUGGCCCUUGCACAGGAUGGAACCUCCCACGAGGUGCAGACGUGGGCGCUCCAUUCACUGGCCUUGAUCGUGGACUCCAGUGGUCCCAUGUAUCGAGGCUACGUUGAACCCACUCUGUCUCUGGUGCUGACCCUGCUGCUGACCGUGCCCCCGUCACACACCGAGGUUCACCAGUGUCUGGGACGAUGCCUAGGGGCCCUGAUCACCACCGUGGGGCCCGAGCUGCAGGGUAACGGAGCGACCAUCUCCACCAUCCGUUCAUCAUGUCUGGUGGGCUGUGCCAUCAUGCAGGACCACAGUGAUUCUCUGGUUCAGGCGGCAGCUAUAUCCUGCCUCCAACAGCUGCACAUGUUCGCCCCACGGCAUGUCAACCUAUCCAGUCUGGUGCCCUGCCUCUGUGUCCACCUGUGCUCCUCCCACCUGCUACUGCGCCGGGCAUCUGUGGCCUGUUUGAGACAGCUGGUCCAGAGGGAGGCGGCCGAGGUCUGUGAAUACGCCAUGAGCCUGGACUCCACCCACAUCAGUAUGUUGACCUCUAGUCCAGCAGCAGACUCCACCCACAUCAAUCUCAACAUAACAGAGACAGGUCUGGAGGGGGUUCUGUUUGGAAUGCUGGACCGUGAAACGGACAGGAAGCUUUGCCAUGACAUCCACGACACGCUGGGUCACAUGCUCUCCUCACUUGCCGUGGACAAGCUCUCUCAUUGGUUGAAGCUCUGCAAGGAUGUCUUGGCUGCAACCACAGGUCACAAGGCUGGAGGAAGUGGGGCUGUUGUCCCUGUAGACCUCGGUAAAGAAGACGAGGACUCGGAGAAGCAGGAUGAGAUUGACGAUGACAUCAUGUUUACGGCGCUGGGGGAGGAUAACAACUCCAAGCCGUCGGUGGCGCCGCGGUGGGUGACGCGGGUGUUCGCUGCUGACUGUCUCUGUCGCAUCAUACUGCUGUGUGAGAACGCUGACAGGACGCACUUUGACCUGGCCGCAGCACGCCUGGCCAAGGCCAAGAACCCUAAAGGUGAUCUGUUGGUCCUCCAUCUCUCUGAUCUGAUCCGAAUGGCCUUCAUGGCAGCUACAGACAACAGCAACCAGUUAAGGAUGGCAGGUCUUCAGGCCCUGGAAGACAUCAUUAAGAAGUUUGCUUCAGUUCCAGAACCAGAGUUCCCAGGCCAUGUGAUUCUGGAGCAGUACCAGGCCAAUGUUGGAGCUGCACUUCGACCAGCCUUUUCCCCUGAUACCCCUUCUGACAUCACAGCCAAGGCAUGCCAGGUAUGUAGUACGUGGAUUGGCAGUGGCGUGGUCAGUGACCUGAAUGACCUGCGCCGUGUCCACAACCUGCUGGUGUCAUCGCUGGACAAGGUGCAGGCUGGGAAGGGCUCCUGUAGCCAGCUGUACAGUGAGAGUGCUACAACCAUGGAGAAGUUAUCUGUCCUGAAGGCCUGGGCCGAGGUAUAUGUAGUGGCCAUGAAGAUAAAGAAACAGGCAGAGUCUCGGCCGGUGAAGGAGGUGAAAGGAGGAGAUGAGGAGGAGGAGGAGGAAGAAGAGGAUGUGGGAGCGGACGUUCUUCCUCCUGAUAGUCUGAUCCUGCUGGUUCAACCGGAGCUUCCAUCUCUGUCUCGGCUGUGGCUGGCUGUACUGAGAGACUACGCUCUGCUCACUCUCCCUGCCGAGUUCUCCAGCCAGCUUCCUCCAGAUGGGGGAGCGUUCUACACCCCAGAGACCAUCGACACCGCUCGCCUCCACUACCGGGCCUCCUGGGCCCCUGUCCUGCAUGCUGUGGCCCUGUGGCUGAGCAGCACUGGGUUCAGGGCCGGGGAAGGGGAUGAGGAGGCGCCGGCCGUGUCAAUGCAGGCCCCUGGGGCCACCAUCUACCCCCAGGGAAACCCUGUAGCUCAGAGCACGGAGGAGCUGGUCAAAGACAGAAUGCAUCUGAUGUUAGGUGUCAGUAUAGAGUUCCUCUGCUUCCCUCGUCCAGAGGAGCCAAUAGAACAUGUCAUGUCAUGUCUCCAAGCUCUCUUUACCCUGCUAAACUCACCCUGUGCCAGGACACACAUCGCUGAUGACCAGUUGCUGGGUGUGGAGCUGCUCAACGUUCUCCACAGGCUCCUCCUGACACGGGACCCUCCAGACGUACAGCUCCAGGUCACCACCGUGGUGCAGGAGACCAUCCGGGCCACCCAGGAGCACCGCAGGCUGCUGGCGAGCACACAGGGUGAGGAGGAUGGAGGGGAGAAGGAGUCUACCUUUACCCUGGGGGAGGGAGGAGAGACUGGGGAGCUGUUACCUGGGAAGUCCCUGGUGUUUGCUGCCAUGGAGCUCCUGGUCUUCGUCCUGGUUCGCCACUUACCCCAGCUCAACACCAGGGUGAACGAUUCCCCCAGCCAUCUGCCCCUCCGCCCGCGGCCCCCCCUGCCUGAGGAGAGCUGCCGUCUGGUGGCUCACACUGUGUCCAUCCUGGCUGAACUACCUUCGCUUUGUUCUCCACAAGGCAGCAUGACCAUUCUUCCCACCGUUCUCUUUCUGAUAACCGGCGUCCUGAAGGAGACUGCCGUGAAGACCUCGGAUAACUCUGUCCCCCUGCCCGUCUCUGCGGCUCUGCAGGGAAUCAAAACCAUCAUCACCUCUCCUCUGGCCCGAUCUGAGAAGACUCGCACUCAAUGGACGGUCCUGGUUAGGAGCAGCCUGGCGUCCGUCAUAGAGUACUCACAGCCAGAUGAUUCUCGUCCCAACAUGGACGAGGUCAGCAUGCUGACGGCCAUCACCCUCUUCCUGCUGUCCGGCAGUUCAGAGGUCAUUGGGGUCACCGUUCUGCAGCAGGGCUGUAUGGACCGCUAUAGGAACGCCCUUAACUCUCCUGACCCCUGGGUCCAGGCGCGGUGUUACCAACUGUUACUGUCAGUGUUCCAGCACCCCAGCCGCGCGUUGUCCACCCCCUACAUCCACGCCCUGGCCCCUCUCAUGGUGGAGAAGCUGAAGGGGGCGGAGAGGAGCAGGCCGGGGACAGCCAUGGAGCUACAGGCCGUCCAGGAGGGCAUUCGGGUCCUGGAGAACCUGGUUGGCAUGGGGGAGGAGCAGAACAGGGUACAACUGUUGGCCCUCCUGGUCCCCACCCUGGUCUCAUAUCUGCUGGAUGACAACGCCUUCUCCUCCGCCUCCCCAGCCUCUAAGGGCCUCCAUGAAUUUGCCCUCCACAACCUGAUGCGGAUUGGACCCCUCUACCCAGCUGCCUUCAAGACCGUCAUUGGAGCUGCACCUGAGCUCAAGAUCCGCCUUGAGUCAGCCAUCCGAGCCAAUCAGGCGAGCAGCAAAGCCAAGGCAGCAGCCUUAUUGGCCCAACCGGCUGUGCAGGCCGCUCCCACCAUCAAACUCAAGACCAGCUUCUUCUAGGUUUUCCCAAAAUGCCCACGUUGACUUUCUCCUCAAUGUUGUUUAUCGUCUGAUAUGAUGUUCGUGUCUCUCAAAGGUUUCUGUGAGUUAGAAGUUUCUAAAAAGAAAAUCUUGAAAAGUCAAGGAAACAAAUGUUUAAAUAACAUUGAAAGGGUAUUUCAUGUCAAGUUUCAACAGCCCCAGUAGAGAGAAUACUGUUUGCCCUUGAAUAUACUGCUGUACUUUUAUAAUUAAAAAAAAUGUUACUGAAUUUAGUUUUGCUCACUAUGUGUUCCAAUACUGGUCAAACCUCAUAACUCGACACUGCCUACUGUAGUUCCCACUGUGCAUCUUCAUUAUAUUAUUUAUGACCGUGCAUUAAUAUGAACAUGUCAGUUUGUUGGAUGAACCUUCAUUGCCAGCGUUCAUUUUCUGCACAUGCAUUUAAUCAUGAUUGAAUAUAAUGAGUUUAUUUUAGGUCUCUGUUCCAGGUUUGAGAUGAACCACUGCUUUGCCUUUUUAGGUUGUCAUGUGAAGUAAUCCUGAGACAGGCCAUUGCUUUUCCACAUUCCCUGUUCCAGAGUGAUUAUGCUGUAUUGAAAACCCUGACAAACAUUACCACUGGUCAAUACCACCACAGCAAAAUGACUUCUAAAUGAAAAGAGAAGACUGGACAUGAAGUUUUCCAUAUUUUAUUGAUUAUCUGUAUAGUUGGGGCUAUUAAUCAAAUGUGAAGAUGAAGAGAUCAAAAAAAAAAUAGACGAAGGAUCAAUAAAGUUUUAAACCGCUCAACUGGGGAAGUACUGUAUAUGGAAUUAGGAAUAAUAAAAUAGUAUUUAAACAUUGCA
Messenger RNA from Esox lucius (northern pike), 7336 nucleotides. It is a transcript of the gene heatr5b, whose product is annotated as HEAT repeat containing 5B. Gene Ontology annotation, biological process: retrograde transport, endosome to Golgi; endocytosis; intracellular protein localization. Gene Ontology annotation, cellular component: Golgi apparatus; endocytic vesicle; membrane. The transcript is spliced from 40 exons. The record is from RefSeq and is a predicted model, not a curated record. NCBI's taxonomy places the organism in Eukaryota, Metazoa, Chordata, Actinopteri, Esociformes, Esocidae. Bases 228 to 6509 code for a protein of 2093 amino acids.